AUGCCACUGAAACGACCACAGAAGUCGGUGACCACAGAGAGGUCCUCUCCAGCAGCAUAUGCUGUGCCUGACUGGUACUCGCACUGCUCUGAUCCCCCAGUGACCAAUAAGCCAUGGAGCUAUGUUUCCUCUCUGCCAGAUUAUGUGAUUCACAGAGAGUUUAAGGCUGAUGACCAUCGUGGUAACAGUUACGAGCCGAGAAGAGGGCCUUUUGAUUUUGAUAUGAAAAGCGUUUGGCAGAGGGAUGCUGAGGACAAAGAAAACGCAGAGAAAAAGAAGGUAGAGAACGCGAAGAAAGCUCUGUUUCUCUUAAGUGCUGCAGGGGCUCAGAUCCAAGAUGUUGCAGAGAAACCGCCAAGGCUCUCCAGCUAUUACUCCCUGCUGCUCAUCCACAUGGGCGCCCAUGAUACUGCCAGGGGAGUCAAGAGUGACUACAAGGGUCUGAGAGUGAGGAUCAGGAACUACGGACUGGACAGCCUCACUGUUUCCCCUGCAAAAAUCAUGGACCAAGGCCCCUUGGUGCACAUUUCUGGGUCCAAGCAGGAGAAGGAGGUCAUUAGGAAGAGUCAGCAUGGGUUUACCAAGGGUCAGUCAUGCCCGAAUAAUCCGAUUGCUCGCUAUGAUAAAAUGACUGGAUUUGUGGACAAGGGGAGAGCAGUGGAUGACUUUCACCUUGCCCUUAGCUCUUGUCAACCCCUUUCAAAACACUCCUCCUUCUCUUGA
This is a messenger RNA of Nipponia nippon (crested ibis), 723 nucleotides long. Lineage: Eukaryota; Metazoa; Chordata; Aves; Pelecaniformes; Threskiornithidae. The record is from RefSeq and is a predicted model, not a curated record.